AUGAUUGCCGGGUCCCAGUCAUCUUCGAGCUCAAUCUCGAGAUCCAACCCCUCCGACAGCUCAAAUGCGGUUUCGACAGCGCCCACCUCGGCUGGUUCUCAUAUGUCUGCACAAGGUGAAAAGCGGAAGAGAAAUGACCAGCUCGAGAGGCAUGUAAAAAUGCGCAAGGGUUUCAAAGAAGAACUCAAGGGACAAAUCGCAGAAGGUACUGGUAUUGGAGACGAGAUGGAAGAACAGAUCAGAGAGGAUAUCGACUCGUCUGAGAAGGGCCUAUCUGAGGAGAAUUCGCCUUGGGUCCCGACCGCCAGGAAGAAGCUCAAAGUAAAAGACCUCGAUUUGGACAAAUCGUAUGCCGAAGAACUUGGAGCCACCGAGACGGAACCGAACUAUGGAGAGAUAGCCCCACGGCAGCCUAGAUGGAAGCAUAAGGGGAAGGCGCCGCUGCUUGACGCUUCCAAGCUCCCUAUAGGGUGGAAUGCAAGAGAACCAGAUUUGCAUCAAGAGGAUAUCAAAGGCCAGAUUCAACGCUGCGAGGAGAGAAUCAAGGACAACAUCAUGCCGUUCUUCAAACAUCGAUUAGAAGAGUAUGAGGCAAAAGAAUCAAGACUCAUAGCUUUGCGAAAUUCAGAGAGGGAUGAUCUGAGCUUGCCUGUUCUUCGCCGGAUACAAGAUCUUCGGAGAUUGGGAGAGGCGCUCGAAGAAGGCGGAGACACCGACAAGCUUCCCAAUGUCCGAGCAAUCCUGACCGCGUACAGAACGAAGAACCUGGCCUGGACUGAUCUUGUCACGUACUGGUCAAAAGGGCAGCAGCUCUCUCAACCGAGGCCGUUUGAUUGGGAUGAAUUUGAAGCAAUAAAUGCAAAGCACCAAGGUCAUAAAAGCUUUUGGGUCGAGGGGAUCCAAAGGAGCCCGCCAUCUCAACAACCAAGGCUACUGGUAAAGCCUUCGGAGAUGUAUAAUGUCCAUACGUACAACAUUGCACUUCGUGCCCCUGGCGCAGAAUGGUGGUGUGAGCUUGAAUUCUUGUAUGACACUGGAGCAGACUACAUGGAAAUAUGGGAACAGGAUCUUCCUGCGAUCCUGGGACCGAACCGUGAGAAUCUUCCAAUUGUCGGUAAUACCAUGGUCUUUUCGGCGAGAUCAUCGUAUGUGUCGAGGAUCAUCGAGCUUGAGUCUACCCUACUUGACUCCAAAGGCCGUCGAAUGUGUGAAUGGCACCGUAUCACUUGUCUCAUUGGAUCGAGGCCUGAGCAUCACCCGGGCAUAGUAGAACGAACCGAUGGAUCUACCUUGCGACGUCUAUUCUACUUUGCAACGGUGCCAAAUGACGCUUUCGAUAUGGUGAUAGCUGACUCCCGUUUGAACAUUCGAUUACCCGGGGCCCCAAAUGACAGACAGCGUCUCACGCAGGUUGUGCCCCAGGGUACUAAGAAUACGGCGCAGUUCGUGACGCCGGCUCCCGUUACCAAGGAAGAGGCUGCGACUUACGCCGCAAAAGGAGCUUCACCUCCGCCUAGAAAAGCUGCGUUUUGGUGA
Messenger RNA from Penicillium chermesinum, 1536 nucleotides. RefSeq lists its product as uncharacterized. The coding region runs from base 1 to 1536 and encodes 511 amino acids. NCBI's taxonomy places the organism in Eukaryota, Fungi, Ascomycota, Eurotiomycetes, Eurotiales, Aspergillaceae. The record is from RefSeq and is a predicted model, not a curated record. The transcript has 5 exons.